Fragaria vesca subsp. vesca is the source of this 684-nucleotide messenger RNA. Its product is annotated as MADS-box transcription factor 6-like. The record is from RefSeq and is a predicted model, not a curated record. Bases 1 to 684 code for a protein of 227 amino acids. NCBI's taxonomy places the organism in Eukaryota, Viridiplantae, Streptophyta, Magnoliopsida, Rosales, Rosaceae. The transcript has 7 exons.
AUGGGGAGGGGGAAAGUGGUAAUGAAGAGAAUCGAGAACAAGGCAAACCGGCAAGUUACGUUUUCGAAACGACGGCUGGGUCUGUUCAAGAAAGCUCAGGAGCUCUCUGUGCUCUGUGAUGCCCAAGUUGCCCUUAUCGUCUUCUGCAGCUGCGGCAAGCUCUUCGACUUUGCCAGCACCAACGAUGUAAACGAAAUCCUCAACCGCUACCACCAAUGUUGCUAUUCCUCACAAGACAAUGUUGCUGAGAGUGAAAAACAGAACUUAUAUCAAGAGGUCUCAAGAUUGAAAGUCAGAUAUGAAUCUCUUCAGAGUUGGCAAAGACAUUUUCUUGGAGAAGAUCUUGACAAACUUCGUCUGAAAGAACUGGAACAUCUAGAGAAACAGCUUGACAGAACUCUUUCACAAGCUAGAGAAAGAAAGAUGCAGAUGAUGUUAGAUCAAUUAGAAGCACUACGCAGAAAAAAGAGUGAUCUUGAAGAGAUAAAAAAGCAGCUCGAAUCUGAGCUUGAAGAAAGUGAAAAACAUGAUGACAAUACUGAUGAGGAUGAUGAAGAAGAUGAAGCACUAAUUCUAGGUCGUCCGGGAGGACAGCCAACUGUAGCUGCUGGAGCUUCUCAUGAGAACAUUUCUACUAAAACGCCCUCUGCAAAUGCUAAUCAAGAGCCUACCUUAUGCUUAUGA